Messenger RNA from Myripristis murdjan (pinecone soldierfish), 2791 nucleotides. RefSeq names its product biotinidase (gene btd). The transcript is spliced from 8 exons. The record is from RefSeq and is a predicted model, not a curated record. Gene Ontology annotation, molecular function: hydrolase activity, acting on carbon-nitrogen (but not peptide) bonds, in linear amides. The coding region runs from base 375 to 2006 and encodes 543 amino acids. Lineage: Eukaryota; Metazoa; Chordata; Actinopteri; Holocentriformes; Holocentridae.
AUGUUUAUGUCCUUGAUAUCGGCAAGACAAUCUUGUGAUCAGUGGAUUUUUAUCGCAGUUUUAACUUUGUAACGUCGUUUUAGAAGGUGUUUUAAGCUAUUGUUGUUGUUAUUAGUGGUACUAGAGGAUGUGAAGCCUGGAGCUGCUCCAUGAAGAGCGGGCGAGAGGCUGAGCAGUGACCCGGACAGCGUGUCACCGUUUGGUACAGCGGUUAUGUAAAAGCAGCCUCUUACAUCACCUGUGAGCAGGCCAUGACUCCCUGUCGGUGCCGUCGACACUCCCCAGCCCACACCGCCCCCCUGCCCUGCUGGACUGGAACAUGAACUGUAACUUUUGACCUCUUCUGGUUUGUCAGUAGUCUGUCGUCGGCCGCCAUGGACCUCACAGCUGUAGCAGCGUUUAUAUUCGCCUUUAUGUUUCCGUCCUGUCACACAUCGGACCCGGGGCCAACGGAGACAACACUGGGCCGUUCAUUCAUCGCCGCUGUGUAUGAGCACCGUGUGAUCCUGAACCCGGAGCCCCACGUGGCCCUGGCCCGCCCCGCGGCCCUGCAGCACCUGCACGCCAACCUGGACGAGUACGAGCGGCAGGCGGCCCGGGCGGCCCGGCAGGGCGUCCAGAUCCUGGUGUUUCCAGAAGAUGGUCUUCAGGGUUUCAACUUCAGCCGCUCAUCCAUCGCUGGCUACUUAGAGACGAUCCCCGACCCGCAGCAGGAGAGCUGGAACCCCUGCACAGAGCCGGGCAGACACAACAACACCGAGGUUCUCCAGCGGCUGAGCUGCAUGGCACGUCGUCACGGCCUCUACCUGGUGGCCAACAUGGCCGACCUGCAGCCCUGCCCCCUGACCUCUGACCCCUCAUCCUCCUGCCCCUCUGACGGACACUGGCAGUUCAACACCAAUGUGGUCUUCAGCUCAGACGGCCUGCUUGUGGCACGCUACCAUAAACACAACCUUUACUUUGAGAAGGCCUUCGACAAGCCGCCACACCCUGAGAUCAUAACGUUCGACACACCCUUUGCUGGGAGGUUUGGAGUCCUCACCUGCUUCGAUUUGCUGUUCCACGAGCCCACAGUCACCCUGGUGAAGAGGGGUGUGCGCCAGCUGGUCUACCCCACAGGCUGGAUGAAUCAGCUCCCACUGAUGGCAGCCGUUCAGUUCCAGAGGGCGUUCAGCCUGGGCGCCAAUGUCUCCAUACUAGCGGCCAACAUUCGCAGCGACCCGCUGGGCAUGACAGGCAGCGGGAUCUUCAGCCCUAUGUCUGGCCUCCACCACCAUGCUAGGCAAGGAGACGCAGAGGAGGGCAGGCUGCUGGUGGCCACAGUGCCUGUCUUAGAUCCACUGUGGACAGGGGAGGAGGUGGAGAAACAGGCAGCGCCACAGUCAGGGGAGAGAAAUAGAGAGACUAUGGAGGAGGUCAGAGGUGAGUCCUGCUCAUCUCGGCCUGUGGACUCUGGAUUCUGCCUCAAGGAGGAGAGAUACGUGGAUUCUCCUCCCCCUGGUGCCUCUGCUCCCUCACCGCCUCCCUCCCCUGCCACCUUCACCUCAUCCAUGAUGUAUGACCCCUUCACAUUUGCCCUGCUACACGGCACAGAGGGCGAGCUGAGCGUGUGUGACGGCCCGCUCUGCUGCCACCUGCAGUACCGACAGUCUCUGCAGAGUAGCAGCACAGAGCUCUAUGCACUGGGGGCGUUCGCUGGCACACACACUGUCAACGGACGCUACGCCCUGCAGGUGUGUGCACUGGUCCGCUGUGCCGGGUCAGAGGCCAGUUCCUGUGGACAGGAAGUGGAGGAGGCUGAGACAAAAAUGGACUUCCUGCUGGAGGGGACGUUUGGGACACCAUAUGUGUACCCGUCGGUGCUGGCCAGCGGUCUGGUCCUGGAGCAGCCGGAGCGUCUGGAGAGGACCGCAGAUGGUGGGAUGGCACUGAGACACUCCAACAUGUCAGCAGGACUGGUCACUGCCUGUCUGUAUGGCCGCAUGUACCACCUGGACCUCGACUGAGCUGGGUCUGCAACUGUGUGUGUGUGUGUGUGUGUGUGUGUGUGUGUGUGUGUGUGUGUGUGUGUGUGUGUGUGUGUGUGUGUGUGUGUGUGUGUGUGUGUGUGUGUGUGUGUGUGUGUUAAAUAGUGUUCAGACAAGCGAACUGGCAUGGUCUACUCAAAAGUCUUUAAAGUGUGAUGGGUGCCAACCCAAAAAGUACAAAAAUAGCAAAUGAAGUUAAGUUUGUAUCACCUUUUCAUGGCUAUACCACUGUGAAAGUGAUAUAAAUGUAUAUGUCACUGCUGACUACUUCAUUCACUAUUUUUCUGUUAUAGUGAAUCAGGCGAGAGAUUUCAAAAAGGAGUAAGUGCAUUCUGAGUGUAUGAUUGAGAUUUAGACUAAGCUUGUAAGUUUCUGGCUUAUUUUCUAUCUCAAAGCAAUAUUUCAUUUGGAGACGACCUGACCUCAGUAUAACUGUCUGUGAAUUAAAUAAUAACAUACAUUUUCAUGUGAUGACAUUUGUAUGUCAUCAUUUGACCUCUGUAACAGAACACAAGUAAAUCAAAAAGAAAUAACUUUAUUUAUUCAUUACUCAGUCUUUAUCAACAUUGCACUAAGGAGGAGUUCAUCCUCUGCUCAAAAGUUACUUGUUCCUAAAAAGGCAAUGUUGCUCCAUUUCUCACAUGCAUACUCCUCUCUCUCUCUCUCUCUCUCUCUCUCUCUCUCUCACACACACACACACACAGUGUCAGCCACUUUUUACUGUCUCCAGUACAGUACACAGACAAUUACUACAGCUGCAAGUU